CAUUAAAGAAAAAAAGCUCAGUCAAGUUUUGCGAGUCGAAAGGGACACAUCAGUCUGUCAGUACGCAGGCGAAUACAGGAUUCUCGACACGCUGUUUCUUAUUUGUGGAUAUUUUAUCUUAUUGUUUCGAUAAAGAGGACGUAUAUAUAGACAAACAAGUGACCCAGAAAGUCGCUCGACGCUGUCGCUUUAAAGCGAAUACCUCCCCCUCCCCUUAAUUUUGUGAGCCCCCACCCAAUCGACGCAGAUAACAUGGACGGAUUCUAUGACCAGCAAGUCCCAUUUAUGGUCCCACCCAGUCACAAAUCCCAUGUGGAGGAAGCGGCUCACAGCAGGCCUCUAAACGAUAGGAAAAGGAAAUUUAUUGACACGGAACUCGCCCAGGACACGGAAGAACUCUUCCAAGACCUCAGUCAGCUCCAGGAGAUCUGGAUCGCAGAAGCCCAGGUGCCUGAUGACGAACAGUUUGUCCCAGAUUUCCAGUCAGAUAACUUGAUGUUUCAUGGCCCGCCACCAGCCAAGAUCAAACGAGAGCUGACUCCUUCCAAAGAGCUUUCUCCUUGUCACCAGGACAGGAGUCCCAUGCCCUACGGAGAGAAGUGCCUUUAUAGCUACAGUGCCUGCGACAGGAAGCCCACUCCCGGGUUCAAGCCACUUACUCCCCCCUCCACACCAGUCUCUCCUUGUGGCCCCACCAGCACAGCAGUAACCCACCCACUGAGUGAACAGACCCCCCCUCUGCACUCCCAUGUAGCCAACCCAACCCCAGGCGCUCGUCCAGUGCACAUCCAGCAGUCUAUAACAGCGAGCACAGCCCCUCCCAACGCACAGGGCCUUCCAGUCAACAACCACAGCCCGCCCUUUGCCGUGCCCUGUGCCCCCGUCAGCCAGGAUGCCAACAGCUUCACACCUGAGCACAGAUUCCAGAGGCAGAUGUCAGAACCAUGUUUACUUUUCCCCCCAUCUGAGAGUCAAGGGCGCCCCCAGUUCUUGCCUCAGCCCCCCAGCAGCAGCUCCAACAGCCUGCCACGCGAUGGCCGGCCGCCAUACCACAGGCAGAUGUCAGAGCCAUUGGUGGCUGUGCCUCCCCAGGGUUUCAAGCAGGAGCUCAUCGACCCACGAUACACAGAGCAGGGUGUCCCCGCCAUGGGACCCCCGGGCCCUCCACGUCAGGCAGCUUUCCACCCCAUGGCUAUCAAACAGGAGCCUAGAGACUUCUGCUUUGAUUCCGAAGUGCCUAACUGUCAGUCAUCGUUCGGGAGAGCUGGAAGCUUCUACCAAAAUAACCAUGACAGCUUCUCCUUUGACAGAGAUGCUCAGCUGUACUUUGAUGAUACAUGCGUGGUUCCUGAAAGAUUAGAAGGUAAAGUAAAACAGGAGCCUUCAGUCUAUCGUGAUGGGCCUCCUUACCAGCGCCGCGGCUCCCUGCAGCUCUGGCAGUUUCUGGUCACCUUACUGGACGACCCAGCCAACGGCCACUUCAUAGCCUGGACUGGUCGUGGGAUGGAAUUCAAGCUCAUCGAGCCCGAGGAGGUGGCUCGUCGCUGGGGCAUCCAAAAGAACAGACCUGCCAUGAACUACGACAAGCUGAGCCGCUCACUGCGUUAUUACUAUGAGAAGGGCAUCAUGCAGAAGGUAAAGGUGGCUGGUGAGCGGUACGUGUACAAGUUUGUGUGCGACCCCGAGGCUCUGUUUUCCAUGGCCUUCCCCGACAACCAGAGGCCCAGUCUUAAGGCUGACCCAGACAGCCUGCCGGGGCUGGACGAUGACACCGUCCCCCUCACCCACUAUGACGAAACUGCUCCCUACCUGCUGGACGGUGGGGAGCAGUGUGUGGGAGGCCUGCCCUUUCCAGAUGGUUAUGGCUACUAAAUGAGCAGUGGGGGUUCCCCAGCGCACAAACACACAUGUACAUGCAAACACUCCCAAUAAGUCUGUCGGCGCCCAGUCUUUAGAAUCCAGAGCUGGAGCUGCAGAGCUACUUGGAUCAACAUCCUGGCACUCUGCUCCUUCUUGGUUCCCUCUCCUGCUCGCUGGAAAAUAGAACUCUGUUGGCUCCUCAGCUGAGAAUGAAUGGAGGGGGCGGGAGGGGGCCUGCGAGGCUCCCCUACUUGCACCAUCAGAGAACAAGAGAAGAGAGGGUUGUAAAACCAGUGAUGGUGAACUGGACUAGAUUACUCAGCAAGAUGGGCUGCUGUUGCUGUGGAGACCAAAUGAAUUGUGGCCACAGGCAGCCAACUUUAGGUGGACUGAUAGAUCUCCCACCCCUCCUUUUGUAAGAGAUUGGAGAAAAAAAAUUGUUACACUUUUGAUUUUGUGACAAUCUGCUCUUCUUAAAACAAUCAGAGUAUAAACAUGAUGAAUCUAACGAGAUAUUCUAAACUACUUAAUAGUUGCCUUUAUGGUCCCCAAGUUAUUCAUGUCACCACAUUUGAACCAUGAGAUCCGUGAAAGGGCUUUAAUUUGCAUUAAAACGGAUUGACAAAACACACAGCAUAUGUUGAAAACAUUUCUGUAGAUAGGACAACCACGUUUGUUUUUGUGCCAGCUGUUUUAUGAUUCUGUUAAGACUUCAGAGACCCAGAACUCUCAGGUCGUUUCUGGGGCGUUGCUGUAUUUCAGGCUAGUCGGUUGGUUGGGCUGCUCUCUCGUGUAAAUGUUCUUUAACUGUUCUGCCCGUGUAAGAGAUUGUAUCCGCUUCCCUUUAAAGACUGCACCCCACAGUAAGAGCCUGCGGUCUAUACAGUACACUCCUCAUGUCCGUUCAUCACUGCUGGGUCUGUAUUGCUCAAACUUUAGCAAAGAACUCCCAUCUCCUUUUUUUCUUUUCUUUUUUAAGCCUAAGACGUUGUAUGAUAAAUGGUCACAUUGCUCAUUGUUUUUUGUAUUUCUGUCUGGGUGCUUAAUGUUUCCUUGGCAGUGUACUAGUUCCUCUGAUGCACCAGUAUGGCAGGAGCAUCAGGAUGCUGCAUGCAAAAAAAGAAAAGAGGUGAAACUUGGACAUUUGACACCUCUGCCAAUCACAAGCUGUCAGCAGGAGACCUCUGCUUCUCUUUGCAUGGUGUAAUCCGUUCAAGACUGUGUGUCCACUAACAUAUUGCUUUACCGUCAUUGGACAAAGAAGAUAUUUGUGAUAUUCUCUGCAGUUUUUUGUGUUUAUCUGUUUCUGAAUGGGGGCAAAGACAAACUUAUAUAAAGUAUAUAUUUUUGCUAUAAGGCUGCGUUUGUUUUGAUUUUAAUGUAUAAGCUGUAUAGUUUUGGCUCUAAUAGAAAUGUACCUUUUUUUUUUUUUUUUUUUUUUUUUUUUUUUUUUUUUUUUUGUACAAAAACAAACCAAAAAAAUCUUUUCUUGUGAUGCAACUACUGCAGACUACAACUACUCCUUUUUUCUGUGUUGGGUUGGAGAAAGGCUGAGAUAUUAUCUUGCCUGUAAAAUGUAUGCGUAUAAAGGCCAGAGUACCAGCAAAGGCCAAAGUGAACACGUGUUAUAUCACGUAAUGCAACUCAGGCACAGGGUUUGUCUGCACUUGUACAGGCUUCAGCUCCCCCUCCUCACAAUGUGUUUCUUACACUGCUGGCUUUCUGAUAAUCUGUACUGGGUACAAUAAACAGCCCUUAAUGCUUCACUGCC
Oreochromis niloticus (Nile tilapia) is the source of this 3631-nucleotide messenger RNA. It is a transcript of the gene etv5a, whose product is annotated as ETS variant transcription factor 5a. The coding region runs from base 253 to 1872 and encodes 539 amino acids. Gene Ontology annotation, molecular function: DNA-binding transcription factor activity, RNA polymerase II-specific; sequence-specific DNA binding. The record is from RefSeq and is a predicted model, not a curated record. Gene Ontology annotation, cellular component: nucleus. Gene Ontology annotation, biological process: regulation of transcription by RNA polymerase II; cell differentiation. The transcript is spliced from 13 exons. Lineage: Eukaryota; Metazoa; Chordata; Actinopteri; Cichliformes; Cichlidae.